AUGUCAAUAAUUCAUAAUUUUGUUUAGUAGAUGCUUCAAUUUAAAGGAAACUACGAAGAUGCUUUAUUCCAAAUCCAAUCAUUUCUUGCAUAAUUGUUAUGCUCAUUAUUUGAAGUAAAGAAGAAUUAAGAAUUACUGAUUUUAAAUGCAUGUAUAAAACGAAUGGAUUAAGUCUUAAUCAACCUUCAUGAUUAUUUCAUUAGUAAAUUAAUUUUGCUUAUAAAAGAGGUGUCUCCACCAAUUAAAUGUAUAUUUAAGGACGGACCUUAUAAUCAAGAGGGAUUCAUAAGUAGUGAUGACGAAGUCUAGCAAAUAGUUCUACCAUCUUCUACCAAAUUGAAAUAAACGAAUACUCCAGUUAUAAAAGAACCCAUAUUACCUAUUGAUGAAAAAGUUAGAAUGAGAGAUGAAUUAAUUAAAAAAAUGACUAUUGGAUAUUUAAAAGAUGUACAACAUUUAAGGGAGAUGUUCGUUAGAAAAGAUUUAUUCCCAAAUGAAGAAAUCUUUGAUGCCUCUUACUAUGAUUAUACAAAUACAUUAGAUCCAAUUAUUAGAUAAUUUAUCUACACAAAAAUUUUAGAUGUUACCCAAUAAUUUAGACUACAAAUUUAAAAAUUAACUUAAUCAAAUUCAAAGUAUCUCUCCGAAAUUGAAAAAUUAAAGCAACGAAUCAAAAAAAUUGUUGGAGGUGCAGAAAUUGAAUCUUAAAUCGGAGCUAUUUUAUAAAUAGACGGUGAUUUAUAUAGAUUUUGGAAAGGUAUAUAAGAAGUUAUAGGAAUAGAACAAAUAUUUGAAAUUUUUGAAAAAAGAAAAUAAGGUUAUGGAAUUGAUUAUAUUUUAAUUGAUAGAUGUAUUAAUGAUAGUUAAGCUUCUGGUAGAAUUUUUAAAGAAUUUAAAGUUCAAUUAGAAGGUACUUAUAUAUUUAUUAAUUAGAGUAAUAAUUAAAAUUCACCGAACAAAUGACAAGGGAGUUGAAUAUGAAAUAGAAGGAGAUUGAUGAAUUAAAGUAGCUCUUAUCAGAUUAAGAACAAUAAAGAUAAAUAGAUAUCUUAAAAGUCAAAAAUUUCAUAAAAUAAAAUCUAGGAGGUGAAGGAUACCAUUUUGAAAUUGAAUAUAAUACUGGUAAAUUAAUAUAUUUUUAUUUCAGAAGAGAGAGAAAACCAAAGAAAAAAUUCAUUAGAUAGAGACAAACAGAUAUAAAAUUUAUUAGAUAGAGAAAAAAAGAUUUAAAAUUCAUUAUAUAGAUAAAACCAAAGAUCAAUUUGGCAAGAACCAUUCGAUUUAAUUGCAAGUAAAUUUAUUUAAAAAAUGUAUUAAAGGACUUGCUUUAUAUAAAUGGAUUUACUUAGCAAAGAUAAAAAAAUUAUUAAAUUAAAAGAAUACAAGAAGAGCAUUAUCAAAUGACAGAUCUUGCAAAUCAACAAAUAUUUUUGGAUUAUAAGAUAAUAGAGUAAGUAAUUUAAAAAAAGAAUUGAAAAUUUAGAAUGAAAACUUAUUAGAAACUUAAAUCGAAAUGUUAAAAUGCUAAGGUGAAUUGCAAACCUUAAAAUCUAAUUAUACUAGUUUAAAGUUUAAUUUCGACAUGUAAUUCUCAACUAGAAUAGCAACUCAAUAGAAUAAGGUAUAAUUAGAAAAUAUAGUUGACUAUUUUACCAAAAUUUUCAAAUUUAUAAAAAACAGAGUUGGGUUAAAUUAUUUUGAAAUAAAUUUGAAAAAUUCUAAAUACUUUUUAGAUAAAUCUGAUUAACACUUGAAAUUAUUUGAACAAAAGGUAUCAUCUUUAAAAGCAUAGGAUUAUGAUAUGCUACAUGAAUUAGUAUAGCAAUUAGCAAAAAGAUAAAUAAUGUAUAAAAAGAUGUAUUCAAAUCUAGAUGUUAAUGCAUUCACAUAGACUGAUAUCUAUGAUAUUAAUAAGCCACUAUAAGAAGCAGUUAAUGAAUUAAAUAACUAUCUACUAAAAAAAGAAGAAUAAUUAAUUUAACCUGAAUAUGAUAAUUAACUGUUUGAAUUAGAAUUAGAAUAAGCAGAAAAAUAAUUUAGAUAAGAGUAGUUUGAAUAAGAAAAAUAAAAACUAGAAGAUGAAGAAGAAGAAGAAGAAGAAAUAAAAAUUAAUUAAAUAAUCUUAGAAUAAGCACAAGAUUCAAAUAAUUUAAAAUCAAAUAAUCCUGAUUUACUUAAUAAUAAAGGAGAUAUUCGAUAUUUAGAGGAAUCUCUUGAAUCUAAUAAUUUUGAACAUAAGUAAAUUUCUAAUUAAUAAAAAAACUAAUAAAAAAAAAGUUGUAUAAAAACUGAAAAAAAUGAAUUUCAAUAACUAAGAUAGCAGGAGGGUUAUAACAAAAUUAAAAUGAGAAAUCAAUAAUAAUAGACGAAUGUAACAAUUGAUUGUACUAAAUGCUAUAAUAAUAUCUUUGAAAGGAUGGAUCCAGAAUUUCAAUAAAAUUAAGUAGAAGUUCAAUCUUAAGGAAUGUUUUAAAUUUCUAAAUCAAAAAUAUUCUCAAACAAAUAGCACACCAUCACAUCUAUUUUGAGUUAGUAAAAUGGAAUUCGAAUGUAAUCUGCAAAAUUCAAAAAAUCAGAUAAAAUUUAAAUGAAAUAAACUUUUUAUUCUCAAUCAAAUAGACCAUAAAGCAGAAAUGAGAGAUCAAUAAUAUAUAAAGGAGAGAGAGCAUAGAUUAUAAUUACACCAAAAUCUGUUCCAAUAACUUGUAGAUUUAGAUAAAUAAAAUGAC
Molecule: messenger RNA, 2729 nt
Organism: Paramecium sonneborni
Lineage: Eukaryota; Ciliophora; Oligohymenophorea; Peniculida; Parameciidae
Source: the annotation of a GenBank genome assembly